CGCGAGGUUGGAAAUUAGAAAUGUAACUCUGUGUAUAUUUGUCAUUGUUCUUUUGAAACAGACCAGCACGACGAGAGACUGCAGAGAAACAAGUAGCCGGUCUUAGGAUGAAAAAUGCGCAGUUAUAUCAAAGCCGUGCAGCAUCAGUUUUGUUUUCUCUCUGGCGUUGUCCUACACCUACUGAAUGAGUUUUACGUCGUCAACGUUCACGGCUAUGUGGAAAGUCGUGCGUCUUCGGCUGAUAUCGAACAUGAUUCUGUUGGACGCGUAGAAGAGGAACCUGAAGACGGAACGAGGAAGGCUCAACACUCCUCCAUUCGCAGUCACCAUGGGCAUCAUGGUACACACAGCCGUCGCGAUCGACGGCCUCGUCAUGCACAUCAGCGUGCUCACCACCUUGAAAACGCAGAGGAUCGAGAGCAUGCGGAAGGAAGGCGAGGUCAGCGGCACGAGCAGGACUUAGACGUUGUGCACGUGGUGACGAGCUCGAGCCGGAGAAAAACGGGACACGGGCGCGAGCGCCAGCUGCAACAUGACUUGGUGGAAGAUUCAAGCGCCCCAGAGAACCACGGCCGUUUACAACUACGGCCUGCUGCGAUGUAUGAACAUGUUGACGUCGUGGAUGAGCUACAACUCCGGUGGCAACGCGACCACGAGCCGCAACGACCGCACCACGACAGAAGCUCUCAGCGUCAUCAGCGAGGACAUCACCAUCACAGAGAGCGGAGAAAUCAGCUUGAUAGACACGACGAACAAAGCAGAGGUGCUGCAGAUGUGGUGUUCGAUGACGUUUCCUUGCUUCAAAUGGGCGAGAAAGCUGCAUCUGGAUCGGAGACUACUCACGAGAAAAAGCAGGGUGAAGCCGAAAGCGGCGAAGGUGAAGAUGCGUCCCUCCCCGCAACAGCGAUCGGCUGGUCGUCACAGGCCUACUGUCCAGGAUCGCCCGUGGCGCCAGACCGGGUGCUCAUUACGCUAAGAACUACUCUAGACGGCGUUGCAUGUGAGGACGUCAUGCGAGAAGUAAGAGCUCGCGUAAGCGGUGACAAUUCCUGGAGAGACCCAUCCGGUGGUAAUUUGCAUCUUACAUCAGUUUUAAACACUGAAACAAAUGGGUACAGGAUUGACCAUGAUAUUGCUGACGACUUCUGAAUCCUCAUCCUCUGUCUAGGAGUACUUGAUGCUUUGCCCUGUAGCUAGAAGCUUCCGCGAAUAAAUUGCGACACUCCACCCACCUCGAGUAACAUCUUCAUGAUUCGGUCCGUGCCCCGCAGCAGUUCCUUUCCUUUCGUUCCUCUUGUUCUUCAGGAAGUUACGAGCUCCUUGCGAGUGAAGACGGAGAUGAUCGUGAAGUGUACGAAGAACACGAUCCUGUGAAGAAUUCCGAUUCGGCGAGGGCAACUCUGACUCUCAAACAUGUGAUUGACGAGAAAGCUGCGAGUGAGAGCGCUGCACCGAAGGGAGAGACAGAACAAGCCAAAGGGGAGAUCGAGGACUGGAUGAGACUGUUUUUCCAAAAGGACACGAAUCAACUUGCAGGGUGCGUAAUUUACGCAUGCGGCGAGGCACAACAGAGCGGCUCUGCUGAUAACGGAAGAAACUAUUGCAAUAUCCACAACCUUUUAUGCGGACCGAAAACGUAUUGUGCCAUGGUAUUUCUUAUCAACGCACCUAGAGUUAGAAGUUGUUUCGACAACAUAGAUGAAGUUCUUUUAGGUUCUUCGUCUUCUUUUUCUUUCCCUCUGUCGUCCGUUGCUUCUUUCGCAUUUGGAAGCAUUUACUUAUUUCAUGAUGAAGAUUUCACCAUUUUGCAUUCGAUUCGGCACGACCAUCCUCCAGGCGUCCUACUCGAAUAAUAGUCCGGCUUUGACGGAGCUAGUGUCGAAGUACAAGCCGCAAGAGUUGAUAGUUGAGUACAGUCCCCCGGAAAACAUAGCAGAUCCGGCUACUUGCAUGGGCCAGACAGGGGCAAAGGCCGACGACAUUUACCUGCCGAAGGGUCCUGUCGUUUCGCGGGCGCCUGAAACGGAGCAUUGGUCGCUUAUUGCUGGAGGAACAAAACGCCUUAAAAAAGUAGCGGGAGAAGUGUCAUUGACACUGGCAGACUCUCCAGCAGCCGCUGCAGAAGCAUCUGGUUCCUCGUGGAUUUUCGAUGGUAUAGCAAUAACGGCGCUGGUCCUGCUAACGCUCUGGUGCGGAGAGCGCGUUUAUCGCAUGGUCGAAGUAUGGCAACGGGCGGGGGCGAUGGACGCACCUCCAGAAGAUGAAGCCGUUGCCAAGAAAUCAACAAGUAAUGAACAGCAAGCAGGAGAACAAGUAGGAGCAGAUGCAGAAAAGGAAGACGAAGAGGGAACGGAGAGUAUGCAAGGUCAAGGAGGCGCGAGAGGUUCGAUAGGUGGCAAAGCUGCUGAAGAGAACGAGGAUCUCGCCAAGGAACGAACAAGUGUACCGAGUCGCCCAUCAAGUGAUUACAUUAGUGGGAGAAAUUCGGAAAUGGGUGCAGGUGGAAAAACAGGUAAAGAAGGAGAGCCAGGUAGAAAGAGUUCGAUAGGUGGAGAGGAGAGCAGAACUAGCUACAAUGAGGAAGGCGAGGAUUUCAUGAGGGACCUAGGAAGUGUCCCAAGUCUCCCCAUGAGUGACACCCUUGUCAAUGUCAAAAAACGUGUCGGUGUUAGUGGAAAAGCUGCUACAGGAGGUAUAAAAAAGGCAAAACCAGAGGGAAAGGUUGGAGAAGGUGAAGCGCGUCCCCCUCCCGUGAUGCAGCCCAAUUUACCACCGAAUACUCUUGCUGGUCUUUCUAAAGGGGCAGCGAAGGGCAUGGUAAUGAUGCCUACAGGUGAAUUGGCGACACCUGCAAAAGGGAAACAACUGGUAUCCAAUUCGAUGAAGGGAGGCAUGAAAACUAAAACUUCACCACUGGAUCCUCCUCCUGGAAAACCGCCAGGGGUAGGGGUGAGCAAGGCGCUGCAAGGAAAAUCCAUGUUGGGGGGUCCUGGUGGUGAAAAGAUGUGACAAUCUGAGCCAUUAGUAGACACUGAUUCACUUUCUUCAAUGAGAAAAUGGGCGAACAACUACGUCCUGCUUCCGCUGAUCAUUUGCUCAACAAAAAAGGGCACUGCUUCCUCGAAGGAUAAUUUCAACGUCUGCCAAAGCCUACAUCAACU
Messenger RNA from Amoebophrya sp. A25, 3161 nucleotides. NCBI's taxonomy places the organism in Eukaryota, Dinophyceae, Syndiniales, Amoebophryaceae. The record is from the annotation of a GenBank genome assembly.